AUGUCUUCUAUUGGGUCUCAAUCGUCGUCUGCCGGGAUAUACAGGGUGGUCUACCCCAGUUUGCUCACUGACUCCAAAGGCCAGUCUCUUUCUUCAGAGCCACGCAAGCUUGAUGCCUUUUGGGUCAUGAGGGAUCGCCUACUUGUCAGCUUUCAUCCUCGAAGGCUGUCGUCGACGUUUGUCUCGCCUCAUUUCCCCUCUGUUGCCUCCCGUCUUACUCGCAACUUGCCCUGGUUCUUCUCCCGAGCUCCAAGGCCCUUUACCGCUCUCAGUGGUGAUAUGGAACCCCCUGGCUCAGGGGAGGCUCAUGACGUGGGCUUCAAAGUCGAGUACAUCCCUCUGGAAGGUGUUGAAAGACUUGAGCGAUAUCGUCCUGGAGGUUACCACCCCGUAGUCAUUGGUGGCUGCCUGCAUGACCGGUACCGCAUUGUGCACAAACUAGGCUUUGGCGCCUACUCGACCACUUGGCUGGCAAGGGAUCAGACAGCCGGCAGAUUUGACUUCAACACACUUUUCCAGAGGGUUAUUAAGUCUAGAAGUGCCUCCGAUGUCAAGAGAAUAUUUUAUAAUAUUAAAAAAAAAGUGCCAACACAACAGCUUCUGUGCUCUAGAUAUAUUCCUUUGUUUCGUGGAACUUUUCCUUCAAUAUGGAUAUCUACAAAACUAAUAUUCCUGUCAGAAUUAGAAGUUUUUGUAUGUCAUAACUCCGAUGUAGUACGAUACAGUGCUAAGCAGAGUUUUGAGGAGAUAUAA
Molecule: messenger RNA, 753 nt
Organism: Rasamsonia emersonii CBS 393.64
Lineage: Eukaryota; Fungi; Ascomycota; Eurotiomycetes; Eurotiales; Trichocomaceae
Exons: 6
Coding region: 1-753 (250 amino acids)
Biological process (GO): regulation of mRNA processing; spliceosomal complex assembly
Source: RefSeq, a predicted model, not a curated record